Molecule: messenger RNA, 531 nt
Organism: Fusarium mangiferae
Lineage: Eukaryota; Fungi; Ascomycota; Sordariomycetes; Hypocreales; Nectriaceae
Exons: 2
Coding region: 1-531 (176 amino acids)
Source: RefSeq, a predicted model, not a curated record
AUGGCCAGAUUGCUUCUCUCAUCCGGCCAAGUGCAGGUCAUCGCAUCGGGCUUCGUUGUGGUUAUUUGUACAUUUGCGCUCUUUAUUAGUGGCUAUAUAAUCCAGCAAAGAACACUCACUCAACUCCGCUCAGCGAUCAAACCACGACAAGAAACACGCCCGUCGCCAAAAGUCUACCUCCCUGAGAAGUUUCAAGUACGGACGAAGGAGCUGGAGGAUGGCCGGGUUAUCGACAUAGACACAGAAGCAGAUAUUGAAGUGCGAAGGCAGCGGCUCUUAGUUGAGAUCAAGGAGACGAAACCCAAUGUCGAUGUUGAGGGCAAUGCCGCACUGGAGAGAAACAUUGAGAUUAUAAAACAGUUACAAGCCAAAGUGGUGGACAAGAUGUCAACGCCAGAAGGACACGUCGAGGCACCAGUCAAGAACCACAAGCCUGUGAGCAAGGCAAAGAGGAGGAAGAUGAUCAAGCAAGAGCUUCAGAAGUCAGCCCAGGCUGAGGAUGGGCUUUACUAUCAACGCAGGAUGUGGUGA